Molecule: messenger RNA, 429 nt
Organism: Diceros bicornis minor
Lineage: Eukaryota; Metazoa; Chordata; Mammalia; Perissodactyla; Rhinocerotidae
Gene: SIRPD
Product: signal regulatory protein delta
Cellular component (GO): plasma membrane
Source: RefSeq, a predicted model, not a curated record
AUGAUCUGGAUCAAAGUUCCUCAGUCCUGCCAAGAGCAUGGAAAAUGGGAGAUGAUUUUGAGUUUCUUUCCAGGAACCACAGAUGACAUGUUCUACGUGCAAUAAGCUAAGAUGUCACAGACUGUGUCAACUGGGGAGACAAUCACCUUGAGUUGCAGUGUACCAGAUUCACUCCCAAGUGGGCCCAUCUUAUGGUUCAAGCGGACUGGGUCAAACCAGGAAUUAAUCUACAAUUUCAAAAGAGGUCUUUUUCCCAGAGUAAAAGAAAUUGGAUACAACACCAAAUUGGACAACACAGACAUUUCCAUCCGCAUCAGUGAAAUCUGUCUUGCAGAUGCCAGCACCUACUACUGCGUGAAGUUCGAGGAGGGGAAACCUGACAGGGAGUACCAGUCAGGUUGGGGCACCCAGGUGCCUGUUAUUGGAUGA